CUCAACCCAGUUUGUUCAUCAGUUCAGCGCCGCCAUGGCUCCUCAGCGAGCAACUACGCCUCGCGACAACGGUGCGGGUGACGGUAAACAGCUUAAGGGCCGGUGGUCACGAUCAGAGAAGGCAGCAGCUCCAAGCCCCCUGAGGCACUCAAGUCGUUAAGUCCGUAUCCACCCUACUGCGACCCGGAAAGCACUUCCAAUUUGCAGCCGCAGGCAGAAAGGAGACCGGGGCGCUUAGGAGAGUUGCCUAGAGUCUGCUCGAAUACGUCGGUGUAGGAGCGCAUAUCGACUCCUUCUACAUGCGCGGUUCUGCCCCCGACGAGCAGACUGGGACAUAUCGCAAGCCCUUCUUGGACUUGGGCUUGGAACAAACGUUCGCACUCACUAAGCUCGUUUUCCACGAUGUCAGCUUCAGAGAUCUUCCAGGAAGCGUCGCCCAUUCUGUCGACCUCUCGAGUGUGUGCUCGCUUCGUCUUAUCCAGUGCGUAUACAUCACUGACCUCUUCAUGUUCUCCAUGAAAUCGGAUUAUAAUUCCAAGAUCAAUAUCGAAGACCUGCGUAUCCAAAUACUUGACUGGGACGAGCCCCUCUUGUGGGGAACCCACGACUGGGCGUUUACGAACUUCAUUACCAGUUUCAAUAGCCUACAGUCAGUGUGUAUGAAGGUAUGCACCCCUUGGGUUGGGUCCAGGUCUGGAUACCCGAGGCUGAUCGACAUCUGGCGUUACCAUCCCGGCCUACGGGUCUACUAUGUAGAUUUCGGAAAUGAAAACGAUCUUUCACUCCGCGACAUGGACAGCCUCGCCUCCUACUGCCCUGGAAUUGACGUCUUUGGUUCUCGCGACGUUGUUCUCGGUGCUCCGAUACAUGAUGGCGAAUGGAGCGAAUUCGACGACGAAGCUCCGUAUAUCACCGAAACUCUGGCCGCCGAAUUUCGAGAAUUGAAGACAUGGAAGAUCCACUAUAACACAGGUCCUCUCUUCGAAUAUGAAGAUGGUGAUGAUGUUCGCCGCCUUGUCGCAGCCUGCCUCUUUGGAUUCUUCCGCGAGGCGUGCGAGGAGUACAAGGUCGAGUGUAAGCUCAAAACCGUCAUCUUGAGCGAUCAAGAUGACGUCAUUCCAGACCAUAUCUUCCUUCGUGACGGCCUGUCACAGGGCCUCACACACAGCUUUUGAGGCCUACGUUGGACACAGAUGUUGUGGGUGAUUUGGGUAUUUGGGGGUUGACGCUUACAUGAUGAAAACGCUUUGUACAUAAUUGUUCUAGAGAGGUUUGUAGGCAUCUGGGGCUUUUGUUCGCAUCUUCUCGGAAGCUGCCCAUGAGGAUGUGGGGUGUAAUUGCAUAUAUAAACUUCAACUUCACGAGAUCCUACGUUGAUGUAGA
Alternaria rosae is the source of this 1383-nucleotide messenger RNA. RefSeq lists its product as uncharacterized. Lineage: Eukaryota; Fungi; Ascomycota; Dothideomycetes; Pleosporales; Pleosporaceae. The coding region runs from base 300 to 1175 and encodes 291 amino acids. The transcript has a single exon. The record is from RefSeq and is a predicted model, not a curated record.